AUGCCUGCGAAACGCACCACCGCCGCCACGGCGACUCCCACCGCGACCAAGUCCCUCUCGUCCGGCCCCAAGACCCUCACAGCCAACUCCUCCGUCUCCGACAUCAUCCACCAUGUGUGGCAGCAGUACGUGGCGACCACGCCGCAACGAACAAUGCUCCUGGACGUCUUCAUGGCAUUCCUGGUUCUUGUCGGGGGCAUCCAAUUCGUCUACUGUGUUGUAGCGGGCAACUAUCCCUUCAAUGCCUUCCUGAGCGGUUUCUGUGCCGCCGUUGGCCAGUUCGUGCUUACCGCGAGCUUGCGUAUGCAGACGAGUUCCUCUCCUUCCCAGGGUUCCGGCAAGACAAGCGCGAAGGGCGGGAAAAGUGCUGACAACGAAGGUGUUUCGCAUGAGAGGUGA
This is a messenger RNA of Aspergillus bombycis, 399 nucleotides long. RefSeq names its product putative oligosaccharyl transferase subunit Dad1. Gene Ontology annotation, cellular component: membrane; oligosaccharyltransferase complex. The transcript has 2 exons. NCBI's taxonomy places the organism in Eukaryota, Fungi, Ascomycota, Eurotiomycetes, Eurotiales, Aspergillaceae. The record is from RefSeq and is a predicted model, not a curated record. The coding region runs from base 1 to 399 and encodes 132 amino acids. Gene Ontology annotation, biological process: protein N-linked glycosylation.